Colletotrichum godetiae is the source of this 1056-nucleotide messenger RNA. Its product is annotated as ribosomal protein L4/L1. Gene Ontology annotation, molecular function: structural constituent of ribosome; RNA binding. Gene Ontology annotation, biological process: translation. Lineage: Eukaryota; Fungi; Ascomycota; Sordariomycetes; Glomerellales; Glomerellaceae. Bases 1 to 1056 code for a protein of 351 amino acids. The transcript has 3 exons. The record is from RefSeq and is a predicted model, not a curated record. Gene Ontology annotation, cellular component: ribosome; cytosolic large ribosomal subunit.
AUGGCUUCGAGACCUACCGUCACCAUCAUCGGCAAGGAUGGCAAGUCCUCCGGCAACACCCACACCCUGCCGGCUGUCUUCCUGAGCCCUAUCCGUCCCGAUAUCGUCCAGGAGGUUCACAAGGGCCUGGCCAAGAACAAGCGCCAGCCCUACUCCGUCAGCGAGAAGGCCGGUCACCAGACCUCUGCCGAGUCUUGGGGAACUGGUCGCGCUGUUGCCCGUAUUCCCCGUGUCUCCGGUGGUGGUACUCACCGUGCCGGUCAGGCCGCCUUCGGUAACAUGUGCCGUUCCGGUCGCAUGUUCGCCCCUACCAAGACCUGGCGCAAGUGGCACGUCAAGGUCUCCCAGGGCCAGAGACGUUACGCUACCGUUUCCGCUAUCGCCGCCUCCGGCGUUGCUCCCCUCCUCCAGGCCCGCGGUCACCAGGUCUCCAACGUCCCCGAGGUCCCCCUGGUCGUCGACUCCGCUCUCUUCGAGAACGCCGCCGUCGCCCGCACUGCCGCCGCUGUCUCUCUCCUGAAGACCGUCGGUGCCUCCGACGACGUUGAGAAGGUCAAGAAGUCCAAGAAGCUCCGCGCCGGUAAGGGUAAGCUUCGUGGCCGCCGCCACCGCCAGCGCCGCGGCCCCUUGGUCAUCUACGACCCCGAGGUCGACGGAAAGGAGCUCGUCACCGCGUUCCGCAACGUCCCCGGUGUUGAGACCUCCCCCGUCACCGCCCUCAACCUCCUCCAGCUCGCCCCCGGUGGCCACCUCGGCCGCUUCGUCGUCUGGACCUCGGCCGCCUUCAAGUCCCUGGACACCAUCUACGGCACCACCACCACCCCCUCCGCCCUCAAGAAGGACUUCCUCCUGCCCUCCAACAUCGUCUCCCAGAGCGACUUGACCCGUCUGAUCAACAGCUCGGAAACUCAGUCCGCCCUCAACGAGCCCAAGGGUUACGCCGUCACCCGCCGCUCCGCGGUCCAGAAGAAGAACCCCCUCAAGAACAAGCAGGUCAUGCUCCGCCUGAACCCCUAUGCCUCGGUAUUCGCCAAGGAGGCUGCCCAGAAGAAAUAA